Plectropomus leopardus (leopard coralgrouper) is the source of this 3420-nucleotide messenger RNA. RefSeq names its product solute carrier family 6 member 16a (gene slc6a16a). Lineage: Eukaryota; Metazoa; Chordata; Actinopteri; Perciformes; Serranidae. The record is from RefSeq and is a predicted model, not a curated record. Gene Ontology annotation, cellular component: plasma membrane. Gene Ontology annotation, biological process: sodium ion transmembrane transport; amino acid transport; nitrogen compound transport.
UCGGGUUGGUAACGACAAUUUGUUCCAUCGCGUGAAACGUGGCCACAAGUUGUCAAACUUACAUGGUCGGGACUUUUCUCCCUAUGCAGAUUGCAUUUGUUAGCCUAUAAGCAAAAUCAAAGAAAGUAAAAGUUUAAAAGAAGCUUUGUGAGAAAGAGACAAAGUGACGAGCAGGGAAACCAGCGCCAGGACUUCUGGAAACUCUACUCCUGUCUUGGACCUUGCUGUCAGCAUGACGGAGAAACCUCCCCUGGACAGCAACGAGGAGGACGUAGCCUGGCUGGGCGAGGGCCAGUCUGAAACUCAGCUUGCAGCUGGGCUCGGUCCAGAUGGAGCUGAAGCAUCUGAUGCAGACCGGCCAGCAUGGGACUCUAAGAUCCAGUAUGUGCUGGCCCAGGUGGGGUUCAGUGUGGGCCUGGGGAAUGUGUGGAGGUUUCCAUAUCUUUGCCACCAAAAUGGAGGAGGGGCCUUCAUGCUGCUGUAUGUUUUUCUUUUGCUGAUUGUGGGAGUUCCACUGUUUUUUAUGGAGUUGGCGGCCGGCCAGAGUAUACGACAGGGCAGCAUCGGAGUGUGGAAGCACAUCUCCCCAAAGCUAGCAGGGAUUGGUUACUCCAGCUGCAUGGUGUGUUUUUAUGUGGCUCUUUACUACAACGUUAUCAUUGCAUGGAGCUUGUUCUACAUGGGAAAUUCUUUUCAGUAUCCCCUGCCGUGGGAGCAGUGUCCAAUCGAUGCCACCACCAAUGAGACAGUGAAAGAGUGCGCAAGUUCUUCUGCAACGUCAUAUUUCUGGUUUCGGAAAGCCCUUAACAUCACAAAUUCUAUUGAAGAGUCUGGAGAGUUUAACCCCAUCAUGACAGGCUGUUUAUUGGCUGCUUGGGCAAUAGUCUCCUUGGCUAUGAUCAAGGGCAUCAAGUCCUCUGCAAAAGUAAUGUACUUUUCCUCAGUCUUUCCCUAUGUGGUGCUCUUUAUUUUCCUGAUCAGAGGGUUGAUGUUGGACGGCGCGAUGGAGGGAAUCACCUAUAUGUUUUAUCCUAAACUGGAAAUUUGGGGUAAUGUGCAGGUGUGGCGCCAGGCUGCUACACAAGUGUUUUUCGCCCUCGGACUGGGCUAUGGCUCCGUUAUUGCAUAUUCUUCCUACAACCCAGUCCACAACAACUGCCACAGGGACGCGCUGAUGGUCUCCGGCAUCAACUUCAUGACCUCAGUGCUGGCCUCACUGGUAGUUUUCGUCGUGCUGGGUUUCCGCGCCAAGACUAUCGCACAGCGCUGUGUGGCUGAAAAUCUUGGUCUUCUAAGCCUCAUGUCAUCGAACCAGCCCUCUGCUGGCCUUGGUUGGCCUGGAAUCAACAUAACAGAUCCAAGCUCUGUGUCUAUAGCUGAGUACAGAGAGUGGUACAGCCACCACAGCUCCAUGGUGGGGGCUAACAUCACUGACUGCAAUAUGGAGGAAGAGAUGAAUAAGGGUGUUGAAGGGACGGGCCUGGCAUUCAUAGCAUUCACUGAGGUGAUGGCCCUUUUCCCUGCCAGUCCCUUCUGGUCCACACUGUUCUUCCUGAUGCUGCUCAACCUGGGCCUCAGCACCAUGUUUGGGACUAUGCAGGGAAUCCUCACACCUCUCAUGGACAAUUUUAGCGUCUUGGGCCGCCAUCGGACCCUCCUCACUGUGUCCAGCUGUGUUUUGGGGUUCCUAAUAGGACUGUUGUUCACUCAGCGCUCAGGCAACUAUUUUGUGACGAUGUUCGAUGACUACUCUGCAACUCUACCAUUAGUCAUAGUAGUAGUCUUUGAAACCAUUAGUGUGGCGUGGGUAUACGGAACAGAUCGUUUCCUGGAUGACAUUGAAGUCAUGCUCAAAUGGCGCCCUCCAGUGGUGUACAAAUAUCUUUGGAAAUAUGUGUGUCUGCUGGCGAUGGUUGGUCUUCUUGCUGCUAGUUUGUUGCGCAUGGUCUUCAAAAGGCCCACAUACACCGCCUGGAAUCAAGCCACGGGCUCUGAGGUCAGUCUCGAGUACCCCGGCUGGGCUCUUGCUAUGAUCGUCAUGCUGAUAGUCUUUGCCAGCUUGCCCGUGCCUAUUGGCUACAUUCAUUCCACACUGAAAAACCGCAGGGGCCGCAUCACUGGCUCUGAGGAGGGAGGCGGCCAGGAGAUGCACCGCGAGUUGUACACCAAGUGCAGCUCGACUGAGCUGCUGGAUUCCAACUCCCACCUCCGAGUUACUUCUGAGGAAGAGGAGGCUCACCCCAGGACUGCCUUCCUACCGCUGGGCAACGAACACUACCGGCUUCUGCCCCAGCAGGAGGAUGAUGAAGAUGAUGAUGAUGAACAAGAUACAGGGGUGUGAGCAUGGCAGUCGGAGGAUGAAAUGUUUAGAUGUUGAACCUCAGAAAGUGUACAAGCCAGACCCUGCAAGAGAGAUUGCAAAGUGAAGGGAGAGCAGAAUUAUUCUUAAUCAAAGGAAGAGUCGUUGGGAGGCACCCAUUCAUAAUAUUCAGCAAGCUCUACAGCAUUGACAAGCCAAAGUUAUUCUAACUAUUUAUAUUUUUAAAGAUACAUUACCAGUCAAAUUAAAAGGCUUUUAAGAUUCUGUAGUAACUACAACUCCUCCUUGUACCUCACUCCAUUCAUUUUCUGAACUGCUCAAAGUGUUCAGAAAGUAACACUCACAUAUACUUGGGAAAGAAAUAAGCUGCUAUAUUUGAAACAAGGAGUUCUUGAAAGGUUUUAAAAAUUGACAAGCUUCCACCGUGUCAAAUUAGUCUUUUGUUUCUUAUUUUAUGUUGAGUAAAACCUGAAUAAUAAGGAAGGCAGCAAUGGACAAUGUACGCUUUAUGAUGAGUAAUUUUAGUUUGAAGCCAAGUAUGGAUUUGCAUGAAAACAUUCUACCUUGCGCAACUGUGAUGCGUGUUUGAGAGUGUGCCUGUGUGUCUGUUUGUACAUUUACGUUCGUUUCUGUUGUGAAUCAGUUUGGAUGUGAAAUAACAGGUGUUAAUAUGUCUGUAAAAUAACUUUAUUUUAAAUUUUGUGAGUAUCAUUUUACCUCAUAUGACCACAGCAAUGUUUUUACAUGUGUUGACAAAGUGCUCAGUGUAGCAGUAUUGUACUGUACUGUACUGUACUGUAUUGUACUGUACUGUACUAGAUGAGGACUUAAUAAACCUCUAGAUGGCAGCAACCUUAUUGGAUGAUGCCUUUUUAUGAUUUAUACGUCACUCAAACCUGUUAACACAAAAGAUAAUAUAGAUAAAAAUGUAGAGUAUGCACAUAGGAUUUGAUGUGUUUUGGCCGUUGUGGCUCUGGAGGUACAGCGGGUUGUCCACUAAUCGUAGGAUCAGUGGUUUGAUCCCCUGUUCCCCCAGUCCGCUUGUCAAAGUAUCCUUGGGCCCCAAAUUUCUGUGUGUGUGUGCAACUGUUUCAGCUGUG